AUGUGUUUGGCCCUCCUCGUCUUUUUUCCCCGAAGUGUGCGAGAGCGUUUUUCUGAACAUGAAUGUGCUAACUGGCCUUCACGGCCUGCUAGUGUAUCAAAAACUAACAUCAGCCAAAAGGAGAUGGGUAUUUGCUUGUCAUGUUUGAGGCCAAAGCAAACUGUUCAGGAAGAUGAAAAUGCAUCGUUGCUUUCCGACGAUAAGGCUAAAGCAGUGGAAGACGAAUUAUUGACAGAGUUGAGAAAUAAACAGUUGAAUGCUAUUUUAAACAGCACUAACGAUCACUUGAUAGACAUAUCUACUUUUAAAUCUAUGUCAAACUACGGUUCUCAGCACACUGAUCCAAACAAUAACGGCGAGGGUGAAGACACUAAUUCUCAGAUACAGCAAGAAGAAAACGACGUGUUCAAGGUCAUUCCCAUCUCACAGUCACAAAUACAGGAUGAAAUGGAUCAGCAAUACAAUAAUUGGAUUUCACAAUUAGGGGAAAGUACAGUGCGUAAAUACAUGGAAGUCAAAGAGAACCCGGUUGACAAAAAUAGGAAAUACAGUGUUGACUUGGUAUAG
This is a messenger RNA of Pichia membranifaciens NRRL Y-2026, 567 nucleotides long. RefSeq lists its product as hypothetical. The record is from RefSeq and is a predicted model, not a curated record. Gene Ontology annotation, biological process: positive regulation of TOR signaling; positive regulation of MAPK cascade; endosomal transport. Lineage: Eukaryota; Fungi; Ascomycota; Pichiomycetes; Pichiales; Pichiaceae. The transcript is spliced from 2 exons. Gene Ontology annotation, cellular component: membrane raft; late endosome membrane; Ragulator complex. The coding region runs from base 1 to 567 and encodes 188 amino acids.